Aspergillus fijiensis CBS 313.89 is the source of this 1052-nucleotide messenger RNA. RefSeq lists its product as uncharacterized. The record is from RefSeq and is a predicted model, not a curated record. NCBI's taxonomy places the organism in Eukaryota, Fungi, Ascomycota, Eurotiomycetes, Eurotiales, Aspergillaceae. The annotation marks the transcript as partial. The transcript has a single exon.
AUGAGAUUCCUCGUUGUGCUCCUACUGGUGGUUCAGCUGGCCUCCGCCCUGUUCGGGAUUGGAGGGAAGUCCAGCAAGAAGACGACCACCAAGCAAGUGGCUGCCACCACAACCAAAGCGACGACGACCACUACCCAUGCCCCUACAACUACCACUACAACAACAACUACGACCAAGGCCACCACUACCACCACCACUACUACAUCAACCACAACUUCAACUACGACUUCAGCUCCAUCUUCAACCACAACCACAACCACAACCAAGCCUACCACUUCUUCAACUACCACCUCAACCUCUUCUACAACAACCACCCACCCUACUCCCAGCACCAGCAGCACCAGCAGCACCAGCACCAGCACAAGCACAAGCACAAGCACCAAAGCCCUAAUCUCACCAACAACAACAACAACAACCACCAACCCCACCACCUCCACAGCCAUAACCUCAACAACCUCAACAACCAAACCCACCACCUCCACCGCAAUAAAAUCCACAACCACAACCACCACCCCCAACCCCUCCACCAGCGCCGUCACCACCCACACCACCAACCCAAACCCACACUCGGCCUCCUCCGCCAUCGUCCAGCCCGGCACAACAACCACAACACACACCAUCGCCCCCUCCGGCAGCGCAGCACACACCCUCACCUCCUCCUCCAAAUCCACCAUCACGCCAGCCACGACCACCUUCUCCUCCGCGCACCUCUCCAUCACCUCCUCCUCGGCCAUCCCCUCCCCCUCCUCCUCUGUCUCCGUCGACUCCGCCCUCUACGCGUACUACUCCUCGUUGAUCUCGCUUGCCUCCGUCUACGACGAGGCCAGCGCCUGCGAGUACGUCGCCUCGUCGACGGGUGUGGCUGCUGCUGCUGUUGCUGCUGCGUCGAGUACGGCGUGAUCGGGGAUAGAGGGGGAUUUCGGUAGGUAGAUGUUUUGGCGGUGUGAGGGUAAGGGGUUAUUGGUUCUUCUUUGUCCUUUGCUCUUCAUUUUCCUAAUUUUUCCUUGCUUUUUUGUUUGUUGCAGGGUUGGAUGGUAGUGGGUAGGAGGGUG